Komagataella phaffii GS115 is the source of this 1347-nucleotide messenger RNA. RefSeq names its product Cell wall protein that functions in the transfer of chitin to beta(1-6)glucan. Gene Ontology annotation, cellular component: fungal-type cell wall. Bases 1 to 1347 code for a protein of 448 amino acids. Gene Ontology annotation, molecular function: hydrolase activity, hydrolyzing O-glycosyl compounds; glycosyltransferase activity. The record is from RefSeq and is a predicted model, not a curated record. Gene Ontology annotation, biological process: carbohydrate metabolic process; fungal-type cell wall organization. NCBI's taxonomy places the organism in Eukaryota, Fungi, Ascomycota, Pichiomycetes, Pichiales, Pichiaceae. The transcript has a single exon.
AUGAGACCAGUGCUUUCGUUAUUACUCUUGCUGGCUUCUUCGGUACUCGCUGACGAGGUCAUUGAAUGCGAUGCUGACAACAAGUGCCCUGAAGAUAAACCAUGUUGUAGUCAAUAUGGAGUAUGUGGGACUGGUGUGAAUUGUCUAGGAGGAUGUGACCCUAGACAUUCUUUCAACGCGUCCGCAUGUUUACCCAUGCCAGUUUGUCGUGACGUGGAUUUGAAGGCUAGCACUGAUGCUUUCGAAAUUGAUACCAACUACCUUGGUGAUGCUAAUGAAACCGACUGGGUUUACAACGGUUAUCUAAUAGAUUAUGACGACUCAGUAUUGUUGGCCAUGCCCAAGGAGUCUUAUGGUACCGUUGUGUCUUCCACCUUCUAUGUGUGGUACGGAAAAAUCACAGCUACUCUUAAGACUUCCAGAGGUGCCGGUGUUGUCACGUCUUUCAUUUUAUUCUCCAAUGUGCAUGAUGAAAUCGAUUGGGAAUUUGUUGGUUAUAAUCUAAGUCAAGUCGAAACGAACUACUACUACCAGGGUGUCUUGAACUAUACCAACGGUCGUAAUGUUUCCCUAGAGGAGGACGUCAAUUCCUUUGAAUACUUCCACGAUUAUGAAAUUGACUGGAAGGAAGACGUCAUAACCUGGUCUAUUGACGGCGACGUUGUCAGGACACUGAAAAAGGAAGACACUUAUAACGAAACUACAGACAAAUACAUGUUUCCUCAAACUCCAUCGAGGGUUCAGUUAUCCAUCUGGCCGGCUGGUGCUGAAUCCAAUGCGAUAGGUACAGUUUCUUGGGCUGGUGGAAACGUUGACUGGGAUUCCGAAGACAUCCAAGACCCAGGAUACUUUUACUACACGUUGAAAGAGCUGACUGUUGAGUGUUAUGACGUCCCAGAUGGUACCGAGGAAGAUGGUGAAUUGGCAUAUUACUUCAAAGAGUCCGAUGCUUUUGACCAAGGGGAUAUCAUAAUUACUAAUAACAGCACCAAAAUAAAGUCUUUAGACGACACUGGCUUUGACCCCGAUGAAGACGAUGACGAUGACGAAUCCAGCAGUAGCAGCAGCAGCAGCAGCAGAUCGUCUUCAAGUUCUUCAAGGACCGGCAGUUCAUCUACAUCCAGUGCUACUUCCACUUCCACUUCUAACUCAAAUGAUGAUGAUGAUAACAAUAAUUCGUCUCCUACUACUUCGUCUGGCACUUCCUCCGCAGCUUCCGGAUUCGUUCAAAAUAUGAGCCAAACUUCAGGCUCUUCAUCAGCAACGUCAAAUAAUGCCGCUGCCUCUCUUUCAGCUGGUUUCCUUACUACUAUUUCCUUUUUUGCAUCUGUAUUAGGAUUCCUUUAG